Messenger RNA from Arachis ipaensis, 3212 nucleotides. Its product is annotated as protein FAR1-RELATED SEQUENCE 5. Gene Ontology annotation, molecular function: zinc ion binding. Lineage: Eukaryota; Viridiplantae; Streptophyta; Magnoliopsida; Fabales; Fabaceae. The record is from RefSeq and is a predicted model, not a curated record.
CUGGUCGUCAGUCAGAGGAAACCUUUGCCCUCCCCUCGAGCCUCAUUUCUGAUUCCUCAGCCUCAGCGUUAAUUCUCCCCAAAAUACAACCCUAGCCUCAGCGCGCCGCCGUUGGUCUGACCGUUGGCGGCAGGUUCGUCGUGGUCGGUUGACAAUCCUGCUGUUUGCAAGUGGCCGAAGGCCCUUCCAUUCCCCCGACGCAAGGGUCUCCAGGUCAUGGUCGGUCGUCAUCUGGCGGUCGUGUGCGUGGCCAGGUCGUCGUCGUCCGUCCCCUGCUCAGUUGUGACCGUCGCCAGCUGCCCAUCUGCUGUGGCUGUCCCACAAAUCUGUUGCUACGGCACAGGCAUCUGGUUCUUUGUUUCCGCGCUAGUGUCCCCGUUCUUCUUCCUCUCUGCAUUAUCAUUUAGCCAGUCCCCACCGCGGAGGUUAAUCGUGCCAGCUGCCACCACCCCUGCUCAACUGCUCCUUCCCCUAUUCCGAAGCUCAGAUGGAUGCGGUGCAUAACCAUGGUGGUGAGGGAAAAAAUAAUGAAGAAAACGGGCGCUAUGAUGAGGCGGUGGCGGAGGACCCUUUGAAUGAUACUACUGGAAGCGAAACAGAAAGUCAAACGUGUUUGGAUUUUGGAGAUGUUGAGGGUGUGACUGUUGAAGAUAUUAUGCAAAAGACCUUUAGAACUGAUGAUGAUGCGUAUGAGUUCUACAAAAAUUUUGGUAGGUAUCAUGGGUUCGGUGUCCGAAAAGGGGACUCACGAAGGGACGAUGAUGGAAAUGUUAGGAGGAGGAGAUUUUUUUGUAAUAAGGAAGGAUUGAGAGAUCCCAAGCACUAUAAUAGACUGGAUAGGAUGCGAGUACAUAAACCUGAGACGAGAACUAAUUGUAAGGCGAAGUUUUCUAUUCACCUAGAUAAGAGUGCUUCCAUAUGGCGAGUAAGGAAGAUCAACAACAACCACAACCAUGAAUUGACUCCCCAGGUAAUGGUGCACCUAAUCCCAAAGUAUAGGUCAUUGACUGAAGGGGCGAAAGCACAAAUUGAUGGAUUCCGUGAGUGCGGGAUAUCGACGGCAAAAACAAUGCGAUAUAUGGCAGGAUUGGCGGGUGGGUAUUCAUUGGUAGGAUUUUUAAAGAAGGACGCGUACAAUUAUAUUGACAAGCAAAGGCGCGAGCAAAUUGUUGACGGAGAUGCUGAAUCUGCGAUAGCCUACCUAGAAGGAAAGGCAGAGGCUGAUCCCAUGCUGAUGGCACGGUAUAAUUUGACUGAUGAUAGAAUGCUUGCAAAUAUGUUUUGGGCUGACGGGGGAAGUCGGUUGGACUACCAAUAUUUUGGAGAUGUUCUGGCUUUCGACUCUACUUACAAAAAAAAAGUACAACAGACCACUGGUUAUUUUCUCAGGAUCAAACAAUCACAAGCAGACCACGAUCUUCGGCUUUGGGCUAGUGUUGGAUGAGACGAUAGCGUCAUAUACUUGGCUAUUGAAGAGCCUUUUGGAGGUAAUGUGCCAAAAGAUGCCAUCCGUGGUUGUAACCGACGGUGAUGAAGCAAUGCGAGAAGCUGUGAGAGUGGUAUUCCCUAGAGCAACCCAUCGGUUGUGUGGGUGGCACUUUGAAAAGAAUGUCACGUCGAAUGUAAAAGAUGCAGCAUUGCGCGCGCGAUUUAAUCGGUGGCUUUAUGCGGACAUUGCAGUCAACGAAUUCUUGACGGAAUGGAGCCAGGCUGUUGAGGAGUUUAGUUUGCAAGAUAGCCUCUGGGCAAAUCAGGUAUUCGGGAAGAAGGAGAUGUGGGCGAAUGCGUACCUGAGGGAUAAAUUUUGUGCUGGUAUAAGAACGACGUCAAGGUGUGAAGGUAUAAAUAGUGUUGCAAAGAACUUCCUUCAGUCGAAGCAUGGGAUGCUCGAACUUGUUCAAAAUUUGGAACUGAUGGUUCGUGACUAUCGAAACAACGAGUUGUUGGUGCAAUUUAGAUCAAUUGACAGCGUUCCGGUGAUGACGACAAGCUUGGAGUCACUAGAACGAUGUGCUGCGAGUGUUUAUACACAUGCAAUAUUCGGGGAUGUUCGAAACGAGAUCGUAGGUGUUGCGUCAGUCAAUCUGGUGAGAUUACAAAGGUCUUUGACUACGAAGAUUUACACCAUGGAUGAGUAUGGGCAACCCGGAAGAGAGAUCGUAGUUUUAUACGAUAAGAAUAUGGGAAGAAUGAAAUGUGGCUGCAACUUUUGGAACAAAUAUGGCUACCCUUGCAAACACAUGUUUUUCGUCAUGAAGCAUGAGCACCUUCCUAACAUUCCGAACAGAUUGGUUCUCAAGCGAUGGACUAAAAAUGCCAAGGCACUUGAAGCAUAUGAAGAGAAGAUAGAUGUAGGUGCUGACCAGGCCUGCUUGUUACAUCAUGGUGCGCUUCAUUCGGCUUGCCAUUGGCUGUUCUUUUUGGGGUCACAGAAGUAUGAUCUAUUUCAAAUGGCAAUGAAAGGAAUACGUAAUCUAUGUGCCCACCUGGAGGGUUACGUUGCAACUGAGGACAAUGUGUUCUCUACUAAGGGUGAUGGAGUGAUUCGUGAUCCGGUGGCUGUGCGGACAAAGGGAGCUCCAAAAUCCCGGAACUGUCGGGGACGGAAAAGACGGUGUACUGAAUGUAGGAACCCUGGUCACACGAAGAGACGCUAUCCAAGAAAAAAAACAAGUCACGGGAUGGAAAUGGAAGAUGGAUGCACAACUGGUUUCGACUCAGAUGCAUUGGAGGAGAUAAAAAUGUUCAACCACAUGGAAGAGUUUGGUGACGACGCCGUUGUUGGGGCUAAUUACGAUGAUGAGGUUGCUCAAUGCACAAAUGAAGGGAAGGCUUGCCAUACCGGGAUUCCUAACAUGGAUAUGCUGGGUGUUGGAGCAAAUAAUUAUGUCUCAACACAAACUUCAGCGGCUGAUGCACAGCGCAAUGAAAACGAUGAGGCGCUGAUCAGGAUGGUACUCAGGCUAAAUAGGAUACUCUGACGUCUAUCGUUGAAGCAAAAAGUAAAUACAUGUGUUAGUCUUUUCUCCCAUAUGUAAUGGGUAUUGUCUUGUAUGCUUUGUAGACAAUGUAACCCUACCAAGAAGAAUUUUCCAAUGAGAGGGAUAUAUGAUUGUAAAUUGUGAGACCAACUGUAUUUACUACCAACUUUAUUAUGUUUCUAGUUUUUAAUUAUGUUAUGCGGCUUGCAGAAGGUGAGCAAGUAUGGAUAA